Aspergillus melleus is the source of this 1539-nucleotide messenger RNA. RefSeq lists its product as uncharacterized. Gene Ontology annotation, molecular function: hydrolase activity, hydrolyzing O-glycosyl compounds. The record is from RefSeq and is a predicted model, not a curated record. The transcript has a single exon. NCBI's taxonomy places the organism in Eukaryota, Fungi, Ascomycota, Eurotiomycetes, Eurotiales, Aspergillaceae. Gene Ontology annotation, biological process: carbohydrate metabolic process. The coding region runs from base 1 to 1539 and encodes 512 amino acids.
AUGAUCGGCCUACUCCUCGGGCUGGUCCUGCACGUCCCAGGACUCGCUGCGCAAGUCGAGGGCUCCUCGCCCAUCUCCUUCACGUCAAAUGGCAAUCCCAUCUGGUCUAACAGUUCCUGGUACUCCGGAGACCCAGCACCCUUGGUCGCUAAUGAAAAGCUCUACAUCAUCACAGGCCGCGACACUGCUCCGCCCAACCAAAACGCCUUCGACAUGAACCAAUGGGGCAUGUUCGUCUCCUCGUCCCCAGACCCUAAGGGCAGCGAAUGGACUCUCUACCCGGAGAUCGCCACCCCUGAAUCUGUCUUCUCCUGGGCCGAGUCGGGAUCCGCAUACGCCGCCCAAGUGGUACAAGGCGCCGACGAGAAAUUCUAUCUCUAUGCGCCAGUCAAAGAGGCCGAUUCCUCCAACGAAGAUCCUUUCGCGAUUGGCGUCGGCGUAGCGGACUCACCUACGGGCCCGUAUAAAGAUGCGCACCCGUCCGGACCGAUCAUUUCGCAGUCUGUUCCCUCGCCUGGAAACUCGAUCCAGAAUAUUGACCCAACGGUGUUCGUCGACGACGAUGGACAGGUAUACAUAUACUUCGGCACAUUCGGAGAACUGCUCGGAUACAAACUCGACUCGGACAUGGUGACGGUCAAAGGCGACGUGACCCGCGUGACAAGUCUAACAGGGUUCUUCGAAGCGCCGUGGCUCAUGAAGCGCAAAGACACAUACUACAUGCUAUUCGCGGCCAACAACGCUGGCGAGGACUCUCCCUGCACGCCGACCUCUUACCACGCUUGUCUUGCGUACGGGACGGCCUCGUCCCCGCUUGGCCCGUGGACGUUCCAAGACGUUAUUCUUCCGGUCGUGUCUUCGACGACGUCGCAUCCCGGCGCGGUCGAGCUCAACGGAGAUUGGUACCUUGUGUAUCACACCGCGGACGCCGAAGGAGGGGGUCAUUUCCGUCGCAGUGUCGCGUUCGAUAAACUCACCUGGGACUAUAGUCAGAGUCCACCGAAGAUCAACACCGUUCAGCAGACCUUUGCGCCGAAGAAGGCGGCCCCGGCGACGCAUAAUGCUGCACUGAAGGCGGUGGCGAGCUCCGAGAAUGGCACGCCGAUCCAGUACUGGAUUAAAGCGUUGAAUGAUGGGAUCGUGCGCGAGACUCCGCUGCCGCCGGACUAUUGGAGCUCGUAUGAUGGUACGGACUCGCCAGAGACGAGUACCCUGACCUAUGCCUGGAAUGAGACGGUCACGUUGAAUGGAACUUCGAUGGUGUUUUUCGCGGACCAGCCGGCCGGUUCGGACAUUGGAGUUGCGCCGCCAAGGGAGUGGUAUGUUGAGUAUAAGGAUGGGGAGGGCAAGUGGCUGAAGGCUGUUAAUAAGACGGCGUAUCCGCUGGAGGUAACGGAUACUCCUGAUGUUGUGACGUUUGAAGAGCUGGAGACCAAGUCAAUUCGUGCGAUCCUAGCUGCUUCGGGGUCGCAGGGACAACAUGCCGGGGUGGGCGUGAAGGAGUGGGAGGCGUUGUCGACUACUUUGCAAGACUCUUGA